UCAAGCUUGUUUUGAUGGUUGAAGCAUGCGGUUGAACUGUAUAUAUGUGGUAGUCAUGUGCUUGAUUCACUGCAAUUCUGCAAACAUACUUAUCAACAUCUCCUUUGAAGGAGCCAGGAAGAGAUGGGAAGUGAGGAUGUUGCUCAAGGAGGUUCUACAAAGUGGGCAAACCCAGGCAAAGCUACGAUUUUGGCUCUUGGCAAGGCAUUUCCUCACCAACUUGUCAUGCAAGAUUAUCUCGUUGAUGGGUAUUUCAAAGACACCAACUGUGACGAUCCAGUCCUCAAACAGAAGCUUACUCGACUCUGCAAGACAACGACAGUCCAAACGAGGUAUGUGGUAAUGUCAGAAGAGAUCCUAAAGAAGUAUCCGGAGCUUGCCGUCGAAGGCUUACCCACUUUAAGGCAAAGGCUAGAUAUCUGUAAUGAUGCAGUCACAAGGAUGGCUGUUGAAGCUUCACAAGCUUGCCUCAAGAAUUGGGGCAGACCUAUUUCAGAUAUAACUCACUUAGUCUAUGUGUCGUCAAGCGAAGCUCGGCUACCCGGUGGGGACCUUUACCUAGCAAAAGGACUUGGACUUAGUCCUAACACUCAAAGGGUCAUGCUCUAUUUUGUGGGUUGCUCAGGAGGGGUUGCUGGCCUCCGAGUCGCAAAAGACAUAGCCGAAAACAAUCCUGGGAGCCGAGUUUUGCUUGCAACUUCUGAAACCACCAUUAUUGGGUUCAAGCCGCCGAGUGCUGAGAGACCAUAUGAUCUGGUUGGUGUUGCACUUUUUGGGGAUGGUGCUGGAGCCAUGUUAAUUGGCUCAGACCCAGUUUUAGGCUAUGAAAAGCCUCUCUUUGAACUGCAUACGGCAAUCCAGCAAUUCCUGCCAGACACUGAGAAGACAAUUGAUGGACGGCUAACAGAAGAGGGGAUUAGCUUCAAGCUAGCAAGGGAGCUUCCCCAGAUAAUAGAAGAUAACAUUGAAGGAUUCUGUACGAAGUUGGUCAAAGUUGUUGGGUUUCCCGACAAGGAAUACAAUAAGAUGUUUUGGGCAGUCCAUCCGGGUGGGCCUGCAAUCUUGAAUCGCAUGGAAAAGCGGCUUGAAUUGUUACCAGAGAAACUAAAUGCAAGCAGACGAGCUCUAAUGGAUUAUGGCAAUGCUAGCAGUAACACGAUUGUGUAUGUGCUGGAGUACAUGAUAGAAGAGAACCUCAAGAUUAAGAAGGAAAAUCAAGGAGAUAAUGAAUGGGGCCUGAUACUGGCUUUCGGACCUGGGAUUUCCUUUGAGGGAAUUCUAGCAAGGAACCUCACUGUCUGAGAAUAUCGUGCUCCAACAUCACGGAAACUUCCAUUGCAACAAGACAUUGUAUUCCAUAAUCUAUAGGUUCAUACCAUACGGCCUAAUAAGGUCUGUUGAUGCAAUUUGCUUCUUAGUCUCAUUGAGCUUCUAAUGGAAUUUAGCCUAAUAUCC
This is a messenger RNA of Juglans regia (Persian walnut), 1455 nucleotides long. Its product is annotated as type III polyketide synthase B. The record is from RefSeq and is a predicted model, not a curated record. Gene Ontology annotation, molecular function: acyltransferase activity, transferring groups other than amino-acyl groups. NCBI's taxonomy places the organism in Eukaryota, Viridiplantae, Streptophyta, Magnoliopsida, Fagales, Juglandaceae. Gene Ontology annotation, biological process: polyketide biosynthetic process. Bases 124 to 1302 code for a protein of 392 amino acids. The transcript has 2 exons.